AGACUUAACCCUAGCUGCCUCAUGUAUAUAUAGCUCCCGUUCGGUCCAUUUAUUUACCCAUUCCCCGCAAAUUGUUGAACUGAAAAUCGCCAGCCUCUAGUCAACCACUGAAACCCUAAACCCUUCAUCGCUAGCACCACCAUCACAGGCAACCAUGGCGGAAGUGAAAAUAUCGGAGAUGCGAGACCUAACCAGAAUAGAGCGCAUUGGCGCUCACUCCCAUAUAAGGGGCCUCGGCCUUGAUUCCGAGCUCGAGCCUCGGGCAGCUUCUGAAGGCAUGGUGGGUCAGACCUCUGCCCGUAAAGCCGCCGGUCUCAUCGUGAAGAUGGUCCGGGAAGGGACAAUCGCGGGUCGAGCUGUCCUCCUAGCCGGACAUCCAGGAACGGGCAAGACGGCCAUUGCUAUGGGCAUGGCUAAGUCGUUGGGCCAGGAAACCCCUUUCGCCAUGCUCGCUGGAAGCGAACUCUUCUCCCUCGAAAUGUCAAAGACCGAAGCUUUGAUGCAAGCGUUUAGGAAAGCAAUUGGAGUUAGAAUUAAAGAGGAGGCAGAGGUAAUUGAAGGAGAGGUUGUUGAACUUCAAAUUGAUCGUCCGGCUGUGGCUGGGGCUGCUUCUAAGACUGGGAAGCUCACACUUAAGACUACUGACAUGGAGACAGUGUAUGAUUUGGGUGUGAAGAUGAUUGAGGCUCUGGGGAAGGAUAAGAUACAGAGUGGGGAUGUUAUUGCCAUUGACAAGGCAUCUGGGAAGAUUACAAAACUCGGGAGGUCUUUUUCCAGGUCCAGAGACUAUGAUGCCAUGGGUCCACAAACCAAAUUCGUGCAGUGCCCGGAUGGAGAACUGCAAAAGAGGAAGGAGGUGGUGCAUUGUGUUACACUCCAUGAGAUUGAUGUCAUUAAUAGCAGAACACAGGGGUUUCUUGCUCUUUUCACUGGAGAUACCGGUGAGAUUCAUGCAGAAGUGAGGGAACAGAUAGAUACAAAAGUUGCAGAGUGGAGGGAAGAAGGAAAGGCAGAGAUUGUCCCUGGUGUUCUCUUUAUAGAUGAAGUCCACAUGCUCGACAUUGAAUGCUUUUCAUUCCUGAACCGUGCUUUGGAAAAUGACAGGGCACCUGUAUUGGUUGUCGCCACCAAUAGAGGGAUUACUACGAUAAGAGGCACAAACUACAGAUCUCCUCAUGGAAUUCCAAUCGAUUUCCUUGACCGCUUGCUUAUCAUCUCUACACAACCUUACACAGAAGAAGAAAUCCGCAAGAUUCUGGAUAUCAGAACCCAAGAAGAAGAUGUGGACAUGUCUGAAGAUGCAAAGGUAUUGUUAACAAAGAUUGGGGUUGAUACCUCAUUGAGGUAUGCCAUUCACCUGAUUGCUACUGCUGCACUUGCUUGUCAAAAGCGUAAGGGGAAAUCUGUGGAAAUGGAAGAUAUACGUCGAGUUUAUGAGCUGUUCUAUGAUGUGAAACGAUCAACACAAUAUCUCAUGGAAUAUCAAAGCCAAUUCAUGUUCAGUGAGGUGCCAAUGGGAAAUGCUGAGGAAGAUGAAACUACUGCAAUGGUCUUGUAACAACACUGUAUCUUAUGCAUAUACUUCCCUCGUUCAGAACGUCUCUGGUGCUAUAAGUAACAUUCAAGCCUAAUAUUAUUUGUCUUCCUGGAUCUAGAGUAGGCGGUUUUCUUCUUGAUGCGUACUCUAUUAAGAGUUUGAGCACAGCACUUAUUUUUUAAGAGUAUUACCAUAUCAGAAAUCAAUUUUGGGGUCUUAUGUCUGGGUUUAUGAAUUUAUGGCAUGUUGUACAAGUUCUUUUUUUAAAAGAAUUUUGUCCAUUUGAUA
Molecule: messenger RNA, 1825 nt
Organism: Cuscuta epithymum
Lineage: Eukaryota; Viridiplantae; Streptophyta; Magnoliopsida; Solanales; Convolvulaceae
Source: the annotation of a GenBank genome assembly